Molecule: messenger RNA, 2959 nt
Organism: Rhopilema esculentum
Lineage: Eukaryota; Metazoa; Cnidaria; Scyphozoa; Rhizostomeae; Rhizostomatidae
Product: metabotropic glutamate receptor 3
Biological process (GO): G protein-coupled receptor signaling pathway
Cellular component (GO): membrane
Molecular function (GO): G protein-coupled receptor activity
Source: RefSeq, a predicted model, not a curated record
CAGAAAACAAAUUGCCUAAUCCGUAGGCCACAGGAGGAAAAAGGGUUGAAGCCGUAAAGUCACAAAGCAAUAAUAGUCCCAAUAAUAAACUAAUAAUUCAUCUUAACUCAUUGCAAGAUUCACAGAACCCGAUUCACUAGAAUCUUCCCUCUAAAAUAUUUCUUAGCUUUUUGGGAAAAUUUUAAUUUAGACAUCGGCAACAACAAUUCAUCGACUGUGAAAUUGAACUUUCUGGUAAAUCACGAUUGUUGCAAACAGCAAAUGUUUGAAUUUUAUAUUUGAGGGGGAUUAAAAGCUUAGUUACAUAUCUUGAUAUUAUAACAACAGCACUAAAACAAAGACUGUCAAUUUUGAUGCUUCAACCAUCUAAUAAAACGAAAAAAUACUAAGAAACUUGAUAACUUUCUUUUAUUGCCCUAAAAACAUAAAUUUCAACAAUUGGGUUGGUAUUCCGUUGAUGAAAAGUUAUGAUUAAAAACUGAUGUCUAUCUCUUGCCUACAAAGCUAAACAACAUCUGUUAUUUUGUCUCAUUAUUGAAUGUGCAAAGUGAAUUUCACAUGUGCAAUGUUAGAUUCUAACCAUUCUUCUGACGCAACUGCAGCAGAUCCAACAAGGAGAUUGCUUUUUCAGAAUGCGUUAGAGGUCUCCUGGCAACCUCUAUUAAUGUACUGAAUAACCUUAGUUUACAUAUUGGGUCUUUUGUUUCAAAGCAUUAUGGAGCCGGAUACAAGAAAUGACAACUGAAAGCGUAAAGGUAAACUUGAAAACAAAUUGUAGGAAAGAUAUUGACUUCGGAUGCGUGAGCAUUCCAAAGGAACUGGCAAAGCUGUGUAAAUAGUAAACGAAACUCGUACAAGCGAUCUAGGCAAUUGCAAGUAAAAUUUGAGUGAUUGGAUAAAAACAAGAUGCUUCCUGACAGUUACGAAACUGACAGUUAAUUUGUGAAAUGAUUCUGGUGAGGAGAGGUGCAGAUGCUAGUGGUUGGCUAGGAAAGAAUAUAGUUGCAUUUCAAAACAAAAUACCUAUGAUACGAUAAAACUAUCUAACAAGAUAAAACGAUGUAACAAGUCUACACAAAGCUGUAUACAUUUCACGGGAACAAAGCAAGACGAUAUGACCAAAAUGAUGAUGAAGUUGCUUAUACUCAUUCUUUCUACGGUUUUCAGUUCAGCGUGGUAUUAUUCACAUCAAGAUGUAGGAGAAGUGAAGAUCGCAGGAAUAUUCAAUGUUCAUCUUAAGGGCAAUCUUGGAAAAGACUACUUCAAACGCUGUGGUAUCAUCGAUCCUCAAUACGGAAUUAUGUUUGUCGAAGCCAUGCUAUUCGCGUUAGACCGUAUAAACAAUGAUACUUCAAUACUUCAUGGAUUGAAACUGCGCACGCGGAUUUACGAUACGUGCGGGGACAAGCUCUACUUGCGCGAUAUUCUAGUGCAAGUGGCAAGGUACUCUCCUCAAGGCGUUGUAGGCCCCCAAUAUUCGGACGAUGCAAUAACAACCGCAACGAUUAUGAACAUCUUCGGUAAAAAUACCAUCAGCUACGCUGCAACAAGCCCGGACAUAGAAAACCGCAUCCCGCAGGGCUUUUUUUACCGCACGGUACCAUCAGAUUACAACGCUGUGAAGCUUUUGGUGAGUUUGGCGUUGAAAUUCAAAUGGAAUUACAUUGCACUUAUCAGUUCAGAAGGAAACUAUGGUCAAAGAUCAUCGAAUCUUUUUCGAGAUUCUGCAACAAAACAAGGAAUUUGCAUCCCUAUAGACAUGACGAUAUCAGAGGAUGCCAACACCGGUGACUACGAAUACAUACUGCAGAUGAUUAAGAAGCAAAGCGCUAUUAAGGUUGUGUAUCUGUUGUUGACAGACAACCAUCUAAAACUUUUCUUUGAAGUUGCUCAGAAGUUGAAAGAAGAUAUCGGGUAUCUGCAGUUUGUCGCAAGUGACGGGUGGGGAACAAGAUCUUUUGUGGCAUCAGGAAAAACAGUUGCAAAUGGAACAAUUACUUUUCAGGUGGAUCACAGCGAAGUUAGGGAAUUCAGAGAAUAUUUUCUCAAACUCAAGCCUGCAACAAACAAAAGAAAUGUUUGGUUUAAGCAGUUCUGGGAGGAAACGUUCAACUGUACGUUUAAGAACUCAACAGUCCAGAAAGCCUGCACAGGUGACGAAGAACUUACGGACGGAGUAGGUUAUUACAGCCAGACACCAGUCCUAUCAGUUAUAAAUGCCAUGUAUGCAUAUGCCUAUGCGUUUAAAAAAGUAAUUUGGUAUGAAUGCCUGAUAACAAACAAAACAGUCGAUUACUGCAGCAAGAAUAACACCAUGCUACAAAAGCUUACUAGUGUCAGGGCAAUACUAUCCCAUGUACGAGAAACGCGGUUCAAGGAGCCAUUCAGGAACAAAAUCUUUAAAUUUUCAGCAUCAGGGGACUACGAUGAAGAUUACAAAAUCUACAACUUUCAAAUGCCAAACAACACGACACAAGGAAUAUUUAAAGAAGUAGGGAGGUGGAACAACGUUGACAACAAAACAGUGGUAUUUAGAAAUACUGUGCAAAACUUUCCCCUUCAACCAGAGACGUGGCGCCUGAACAUUGAUGCUGAUAGGAUAGGCUGGAAAUCUAACGCAUUGCCCGUUUCAGUCUGUAGUAGACCAUGUGAUCCGGGACACGUCCAGCAUUUCAGAUCAGCCUGCUGCUGGACUUGUGUUGCAUGUAAAAGAAAUGACGUCAUAAGGAACAACACUUGCCUGUCCUGUCAUCUGACGGCAGUACCAGACCCCUCAAGGAGAUACUGCAACGCAUUGCCUGUAAAAACUAUUGCUAUGUACAACACAUCUCGAGUAACUAUUUUUCUCCUUUCAUCCUCUAAUAUUUCUACGUCUGCAGUAGGGCCUUUUCUUGAGAACUUGACCGCGCAUCUGUGCAGGGCAUCAACCGUGGAAUUAUGCCUUCUUAAUGCCUUCUAG